GGACCAAUCACAAAACACAAAUAAUUCUCCUUAGCCAAUAAUAAUCUACAUUUAGAUUUGCCUAUAUCUCAAAUUCCUUCCUUAUACUCACCACAAUUUACAACAUUUUUUUGAACAUUCUCAUUCAUUUUCUAAUUUUUCUCAACUCAACAUUUGUUAGAUUACACAUAAAAAAAAAAAAAAAAAAAAAAAGAGAGGAAGAAGAGAUGGCUUGUAAUACAUUGAUGAGUUGUGGAAUUGCAGCUGUUUGUCCCUCUUUCCUCUCUUCUUCUAAGUCUAAAUUCGCCGCCGCGAUGCCGGUUUCAGCCGGAGCUAACAACGCCAUGUCUAGGUUUACUAUGUCCGCUGAUUGGAUGCCCGGGCAGCCCCGUCCAUCUUACCUAGAUGGCUCAGCCCCCGGAGAUUUUGGAUUUGAUCCACUUGGUUUUGGAGAAGUGCCAGAAAAUUUGGAAAGAUACAAAGAAUCUGAACUUAUUCAUUGCAGAUGGGCUAUGCUUGCUGUUCCGGGAAUCCUAGUACCAGAGGCAUUGGGCCUAGGGAAUUGGGUCAAGGCCCAAGAAUGGGCUGCCAUUCCAGGAGGACAGGCCACAUAUUUGGGCCAGCCAGUUCCAUGGGGAACACUUCCAACAAUUUUGGUUAUUGAAUUUCUAGCCAUAGCCUUUGUUGAACAUCAAAGGAGCAUGGAAAAGGACACUGAGAAAAAGAAGUACCCUGGUGGAGCUUUUGACCCAUUGGGUUACUCUAAAGACCCAAAGAAAUUUGAAGAAUACAAAGUCAAAGAAAUCAAAAAUGGUCGUCUUGCAUUGUUGGCAUUUGUGGGAUUUUGUGUACAACAAUCAGCAUAUCCAGGAACAGGACCAUUGGAGAACUUGGCAACUCACUUGGCUGAUCCAUGGCACAACAACAUUGGGGAUGUUAUUAUCCCUAAAGGAAUUUUCCCUAAUUAAUUCAAUUGUACUAAUUAAUCAUAUAUAUUAGCCAAAACAACUUGUAAAACUCUCCCAUAUUAAUUGUACUUAUCAUACAUUUGUAAUGAAAUGGACAUUUUGGGUA
Molecule: messenger RNA, 1053 nt
Organism: Capsicum annuum
Lineage: Eukaryota; Viridiplantae; Streptophyta; Magnoliopsida; Solanales; Solanaceae
Product: chlorophyll a-b binding protein 6A, chloroplastic
Exons: 4
Coding region: 207-947 (246 amino acids)
Biological process (GO): photosynthesis, light harvesting in photosystem I; response to light stimulus
Cellular component (GO): membrane
Source: RefSeq, a predicted model, not a curated record